This is a messenger RNA of Danio rerio (zebrafish), 1223 nucleotides long. RefSeq names its product structure-specific endonuclease subunit SLX1B (gene slx1b). The record is from RefSeq and is marked validated. Gene Ontology annotation, biological process: DNA repair; DNA recombination. Lineage: Eukaryota; Metazoa; Chordata; Actinopteri; Cypriniformes; Danionidae. Gene Ontology annotation, molecular function: DNA endonuclease activity; 5'-flap endonuclease activity. Gene Ontology annotation, cellular component: Slx1-Slx4 complex; nucleus.
AGAACCACAUGACCACACCAAACGCAACAGUGGAUUUUUGUUUUAACGUUAGUAUUUAAUAAAAUGUCAUAUUUAUUUUAAGCCAGAAGUUUUGAUCAGUAGUAUCACUUAAGAUGAGGAACAAUUUAAAGGUUCUUUGUAAAAAAAAGUUGUUUUAAACAGGAUGGUUGUGGAGGUGGAGAGUUUCUAUGGUGUGUAUAUGUUGUACUGUACAAACCCGAAAUUUAAGGGUCGAAUAUAUAUUGGCUUCACUGUGAAUCCAGAGCGCCGUAUCGGACAACACAACGCCGGGCGACACCGAGGAGGAGCCAAGAGAACCAGUGGCAGGGGACCUUGGGAAAUGGUUCUUAUCAUCCAUGGCUUUCCAUCUGAUAUUGCAGCUCUUCGGUUUGAAUGGGCUUGGCAACAUCCUCACAUCUCUCGUCGUUUGUCCCACGUUUCCCGUCGCAGCCGUAAAGAGUCAGGUUUGCAAUUUCACUGGCGUGUGGUGUCAAACAUGUUGCGAGUGGCACCAUGGAGUCGACUCCCUAUCACUGUGCGCUGGCUAAAGCAGGAGUAUCGAAUGGAUUUCGCCCCUGAUUUACAGCCUCCACUGCACAUUCCUCUAACGUUUGGCUGUGUUCGUGCAAAGAGAAAACCACAACAUGUGAGCAAAGAGCAAGAGGAAAGACAGGUGGAGCUCUGUGUGUUGUGUGGGGAAUUUAUUAAGACUGUGGAUAGAUUGUCUUGUUUCCACCCUUCCUGUCAAAUGGUUUGUCACCUCAUUUGCUUGGCUGGACACUUUUUGAAGGCAGACCCCUUCCACCUAAUUCCUGUUGAGGGAAAGUGCCCUGGAUGCCAUCAUUCAGUGCUGUGGGGAAGUUUGAUACUGUAUAAAAAUGCAGACUUGGAAGAAAUGAACAUCCCUUCAUCCCAGAAUCAUUGGACAGAUGAGCUACAGUUGUGAAGACCAUUUGAGACAGCUGUUUCUACUGUAUGAAUUAGACUGUUAAAAACAACAGCUCAUUCAGGUUGGGACAUCUGCAUUAAGAAAUUAUUCAAUUUGUCAAGGAUUCAGAAUGAGAUGUUAACAAUAAUGACUGGAACGUUUUUAAAGAAUUUCUAACCAAAUUUUUUUAAAUUAACCAUCUUGUAUGUAAAAUCCUGUAUGGUCAUAUUUACUAAAAGUGCCCUUUAAAGAAAAUGUGGGUAUACUGCAUUAAAUUUCUGAACGUAAGCCAGGA